AUGCCUCCUCGUUCACGAGUCAGCUGUCCUGGCUACAAGCGGCAUCUCAAAUGGAGUGACAAACACGAAGUCUUCAACACCUGGAGACCGAAAUUGCAUCUUACACGAGACUCAGCACCGCUCCCGCUUCCGCUCAAUGCAGUCGACAGUCUCAAUUCAACCGAACCAAACCUGCUUGUAGAAGCAUUUCAGCCAACACUGAGAGGACCACCAACCCAUAUUGCUCCCACAGGAUCCCACGCCUCGGCUACGGACGCGGAGUCCUCAUCUCAGCAGACACCACCCCAGCACACCAACCCGGACCCCGUUGCUUUUUCGCCUGCCGUAAACAAUAAUGACAACGACAGAUCUACCGCAGACAUCUUGCGUGAAGAUCUUCGCGAGUGGUUGACAAGCCACGAGCCGAUGACACUCUUGGAACAACAAGACUGGACUUGGACGCUGGACGGGCCUGCGUUGGACUGUGACCAAGCUUCGACAUUUGUGACCACGCUAGACUGCUGGAACGCAGCCGCGUCACAGGGUAGUGAGUUCAAUCAAGCCUUGGUACGGUACUUUUUCGACAACCUGUGUUGUAUUCACACUGUGCUCGAUGACACAGCGGAGCGUUUCAAAGCCCUAGUCCGUCGCUAUCUCAGCACGUCUCCACUCCUCCACAAGAGCGUCGUGUGUAUGGCUGCUGCCCACUGCUUCCAGGACGAUGAGUCCAUGCUCUCCACGUGCCUCGAGUGUCACACCGCCGCGGUCAGGUCCCUAUCAGCGGCAGUUUUCCAGAUCGAGACAGUGCUUGAGCAAUCGACAGACUCCCCCCCGAAAUCGGCAUUGUCCGACAAGAAUAUGCUGCGCAAACUGGAAGAAACUUUGUUGGCAUCCAUCAUCCUAGGAUUUUGCGCGCCUUGGUCCGAUCCACAAGACCUUGGUCUACCACACCUCCGUGGAGCCAGGAAAUUGUGCGAAUACCUGGUCAACUACGUCACCAUGGACGGCAAGGCCCCAGAAAAGGCGUUGGCGAACACUGAUCACCACUUCUUGAUAGGGGCGAUGUCUUACUGGGAAGCCUGCAUGGCUUUUGUCGUGGAUCAGCCCAAGGCCGUGGUGCAAUACCUGUACCCGUUUUGUCUGCCCACCGAGACGACAUACAUCCAUAUGUUUGCUGGAAUCAGCCUGCCACUAUUAGUCACGCUCGCUAGGGUCGGCAUCUGUGUUCGCCAGAAUAGGACUUUGAGAAACAUGGUUGGGGUGGGCUGGAAGGAUCGAGAAUCCUAUCAAAUUCUCGCUUCCGAGGUCACUCAAGAUGCAAUCGAAUUGGCCGAAUAUGCCGUCGACUACCAAAUCCCUGCCGAUGAGACUUUCGACACGAAAACCCUUGGUUCCUCUACCUAUCAGCAACUCAAAGCCUUUUCGCAAAUGUGUAAGUUUUCAAUCUUGCUCGAGCUACAACGAAACUUCCCCAGUCUCCUGGACUCCCAGCUUGACGAUGCCGAGGCCACAACACCCGAAACUCGCCCUUUCCCACGAACAAUAAGCCUCGAUCGCUGGUAUUUUGAUCUGUCAGGAGCAAUCCUCAGUCACGCACAAGACAUUCCAGAAGGGUCCACGUGUGGUUUGUAUCAAACAAUCCUGCUGAUCAUAUGUGGGAGCGUCCUACGAGCCUCGAAGGAUUCAAGGUCCGCCUUUCCUUGCCAGUUAAGCUUGCGUGACAAAACGGAAACCCAAGUGCUAUCCACACUUGCACGACAAGAUGAGCUCGACAAACGUCGCGCCUUUAUACGACGGCGGUUGCAGUCGAAUUGCGCAUCAUUCGGCCUGCGCCAAGUCUUCUCCAGGGCAGAACUGCUUUUGGAGGAUGUUUGGAGGGAAUUUGAUGCUGGCACAGGCGAGGCCGAUGACCUUCGGUCCAGUCGUCACUGGGUCGACGUCAUGGCAGAUCACAAGUUGGAAACAUUUUUUGGUUGA
Messenger RNA from Exophiala aquamarina CBS 119918, 1956 nucleotides. RefSeq lists its product as uncharacterized. The transcript has 3 exons. The record is from RefSeq and is a predicted model, not a curated record. Gene Ontology annotation, biological process: positive regulation of transcription by RNA polymerase II. The coding region runs from base 1 to 1956 and encodes 651 amino acids. NCBI's taxonomy places the organism in Eukaryota, Fungi, Ascomycota, Eurotiomycetes, Chaetothyriales, Herpotrichiellaceae. Gene Ontology annotation, cellular component: nucleus. Gene Ontology annotation, molecular function: transcription cis-regulatory region binding; DNA-binding transcription factor activity.